Dunckerocampus dactyliophorus (ringed pipefish) is the source of this 4420-nucleotide messenger RNA. It is a transcript of the gene fkbp15b, whose product is annotated as FKBP prolyl isomerase family member 15b. The record is from RefSeq and is a predicted model, not a curated record. Bases 162 to 3368 code for a protein of 1068 amino acids. Gene Ontology annotation, cellular component: growth cone. Gene Ontology annotation, molecular function: peptidyl-prolyl cis-trans isomerase activity. The transcript is spliced from 27 exons. Lineage: Eukaryota; Metazoa; Chordata; Actinopteri; Syngnathiformes; Syngnathidae.
GUACAUCGGGGGUACUGAAUGUGAAUCAGGUGGAAAGUCAGCUGAUGUCGACAAAACCAGGAAAGACAACUCAAUCCUUCCACCAAGUAACUGUAUAAUAACUAGUCAGAUCGUUACAGCAUAUUUAUUUAUUUGACACGUGUUGGAGUUUAACUCAUAAUAUGUUCGUUGGAGACGACGAAGAUGGAGAUUUCUUGUUACCGACAGGCGGAGCUAAGCUGGCUUCCCUGUUUGGUGUGGACCAAGAUGCCAGCCCAGGGAAUGAGUCCUUUCAUUAUACAGCACCAAAACAGCCAAGAAAGAGCUCAGCAUCCGUCCUCCAGACAGCAGCCCCAUCACCUGGAGCCCCUUCAGUCUUAUUCGCUACAGCGGUGCUAUCCUUUCGCUAUAUUAAUGGACAGUAUGUGAAGCAGGGGAAGCUGGGGGCAGCCAUACUGGGCAACCAUGCAACUAAAGAGUACAAGCUGCUUCUCUACUUGAGCCAGCAGAAACAGGUUGCUGCUGCCAAGAUUCACUCUGGCUUUGUUUUCACGGUACAAUCUAACAACUACUGCACGUUUUAUGAUGACCAAAGGCAGAAUUGGUCCCUGAUGUUUGAAUCAGAGCAAUCUUCUUCAGACUUCUGUAAGGAGGUGUGUUUGGCGAAGGCAAACAGCUGCAAUGUUUUAGAUGCGGUGGUGUCUCAGGAUCUGAGUCUUGGGGAAGGCCAAGCAGUCGACUACGGUGACUCUCUGGAGGUGUCCUACAGAGGCUGGCUCUUGCAAAACCACACCUUUGGACAGAUGUUUGACUCCAACCAAAACAGUGAAAAGUUAUUACGGAUGAAAGUUGGAGGUGGAAAAGUUCUUCAAGGAUGGGAGAAGGGGGUUCUGGGGAUGAAGAAGGCCGGUCGUCGACUCAUUGUUGUCCCACCCACCCUGGCCUAUGGAUCUAAAGGUGCCCAUGAUGGUGUCCCAGCUAACAGCACUCUUAUUUUUCAAGCAACACUAAGACGGGUCAAGUUUUCCAAGGAGACUGGGUCUGACCAGGCAAGUGCCAGUUCCAGAGAGUCUGGUGCGGUCUCCCCUGCUUCUAGUGUGGAGAAUAUAACCCUGGAGCCACCAGAACAAACAUUGGACUCAGGCAAACCAGAGGAAUCACCUGUACGUGCUAAGUCAAAUUCCCUUAGUGAACAACUGAAUACUCCAGAUGCCACAAAGGCCAAGUUGAUCUCUCGUAUGGCAAAAAUGGGCCAGCCUAUGUUGCCCUUCUUAACGGGAGUGUCCUGUCAGCCAGAAUCUUGUGACUCUGACUUGGAGGAUACCAACACUGGUAGAACCAAGGAUCCACCUUCUGCUUCAUCUCCUGUGCAGAUCUCUACUGCUGCCCCAGCUCCAACACAUGCACUUCCACAUCCGUACCCUUCCAUUCCUGCCAAUGUACUGCCCACCCUGACCAAUUUUGCCUCACAGGUUGUGUUGCCAGGUAACAUGCGCGCUUUUCAGCCUUAUGCCUACACACACACUUCUGUGCCUGCAACUCAGCUACAGUCUCUUAGCCACGUUUAUCCGGCACAGCCUGUUUCUCAUAUUGGCAGCGGUGAUGUGAAUUCCUUCUUGAUAACUGAGGCCCGACAGCACAACAUGGAGAUCCGUUUAACUGUCGGGAAAGUCGCAGACAAAGUGGACCAACUUGCAUCAAAGAUAGAUGACCUCCAGAAGCAAGGAAGUGUCUCCUUGGGUUUGUCUGGUAUAUCAAUGGAUUCCUGCAUGGUCAUGCAGAACAUCCAACGAAUCAUCCAGGAAAAUGAAUGUUUAAAGAAGGAAGUGUUUGAGAAAAGUUCUCGUAUUGAGGAGCAAAACCGCAAGAUCAGCGAGCUCCUUAACCAAAGUCAAAGGUAUAUGGAACACAGCAACAUGCUUCUGGAGCAGCGUCACGACUCCCUCAAGUCCUCCAGUGAACAAAAUCAGGCCAGACUGCUGCAGGCAGAACGAGACAAGAUUCAGUUGAGGGAGGAACUCUCAUCAACCACCACUCAGCUUUCACAGAUGCAACUCGAGGCUUCCGCUCAUGAGCAGAAGGUUUUGGAGCUGCAGAGUGAACUGAGCACAAAGCUGCUGGUCUGUGAAAGUCACGCCAAACACAUCAAUGGGCUGGAAUCACAGCUGCAAGAGCUGAAGGAAAGAGCCCAGGCACAUGACCAUGCAGAGGAACAAAGACGCAAGGAGAUGGAGCUGAAGGUCAACACCAUGGAGGAGAAAUUGCAUGAACUGAAAACGGAUAAACAUCAUCUGGAACGAUCAUGUCAUCUGCAAGCAGAGCAGCUGGAGGAAGAGUGGAAGUCCAAGUAUGAGCAGGCCCUUGCCACUGCGAGACAACACCAUGACAGAGAGAUGGCUGAGCUUAAAGAGGAGAGAAAUCAACUGCUGGAGAAGCUUCAAGAGCCAAAUGAAAAGUGCAAAGAGUUGGGGACACACAGAGACUUUGCCAAGGAGACACAAGAGCGACAAGUGACCAACCUCGAGACCAAACCGAGUGAGCAACAAAGUUCAGUCGACACAGCUGCAGAGGUGAAGCGUGUGAUGAACGGAGUAUUUCAUUCCUUACGAGGACAGUUUGACCACAGUGAAUCUUACACUGGCCAUGAGGUGCUUAGUGUGCUCGUGAAUACAAUUAAGAAUGUAACACUGAAUCUCCUCAGCGGCAAGGAUGAACUAACAACUAAGGAGGAAUUGCCAUCACAAAAAGAAGACCGUGACGAUGGGACACAAAAAGAGGAGAAAAUCAGAGUCAGCAAACAGAAGGAGACACUUGGUGAUCCAAAGAAUGAUGAUCAGCACACAAGCGACGCCCAAAUACAGCAACCAUUAUCUGAUUCCAAGACACAAUUGCAAUCUGAAGCUUUAGAAAGCACACAAUCAGUUGCAUCCACGGAGUCUAAAGCGCAGGAGAUGGCAGCAUCGGAGACUGAAAUGAAGCCUGAGCAAGGAGAACAUGAUACCAGUGAGGCUGGACCUCAGGAGGGCAUCCACACUGAGGUCGAACAGGAGGGCAGUGCUGCAUUAAGUGAGGUUUUGAAGGAAAGAGAGGAAGAUCAACAAAGUCAAAGAGCAGGGAGACCUGACUCUCAUGAAUCUUUCGGAACUCCAGUCAAGCCGCCUCCACCACCACUCUCAAAGGUUCAAGUCACCCAGGGUGAAGAUCAGAGCCCGACUGGGGAUUCGCCCAAGGAAAAUGGAGAUGAGACUUUUUCUCAGUUGGAAUCCAUUGACAAAUCCACUUCACAGCCGAUUGCGGAAGAAGAGGAAGAUGAGCAGAGCCUGAAGGGGUGUCCCCCCCCGCCUCCACUGUUUGAUGACGACGGGGACAAAGAUCUCGACUGGCUGUAGCUCCGAUGCAACAAAAAAUGGAUCAGAACUUAUUCCUGGUGGUCCAUGAAGCUAACAAGAAGCCACUGACUUCCAGCUGCCAAACUCGCAAAGGAGCCCCAAGCAGAAGAUUGGUUGAAAAAAACAAACGUACGAUGUAGACUAAAUGUUCUUAACAAUUACCUGUAUUGCGUCUUGGGGGGGGGGUUGUUUUUUUUCAUACGCACACUUCAUACAUUUCAGACAAUAAUGCUUGUUUUUACCAUGCAAAAAGCUAAAUUUUACACUUUUCCUAACUUGAAAUUCGACUGAGAAAAUAAAGCUUACUCUCCAACUCAGGGCUGGGAAAAUAUAUUUGAUAUCUUUUUUGGGACAACACCAAAAAAAUAACACUUUGAUAGAAUGUAUAGUAAGUAGUCAGUGUUCAGUUUGGAUAACAGUGUAAAUUUACUGUCCCCUCAAAAUGAAUCAACAAACAGAUAUUAAUGUUUAAACAGCUGCAACAAAAGUGAGUACACCCUUAAGUGAAAAAGUCCAAAGUGUAAAUAUUUAGUGUGGAUAGCAUUGGUUUCCAACACUGCCAUAAGUCUCUUGGACAUAGAGUUCACGAGGACAUCACAGGUUGCCUACACUGCGUGCACGAUUUUUUCGUGAGCAUUUUUACCCUAUGAUCAUUUUUAUGCAUAUAUUCCAACUCCAAGCUGUACAAAUGUGCCUGUUUAUUAGGUGUAGUCAUAUCAGGUGAUGAUAUCUGUGGAAUGAGGGAGGGCGUGGCCUAGAUGAUCAACACCUUGUAUCAAGGUGUGCCCAAUUAUGAGGCAGAUUCUUCACAUGAAAAAUGAGCUGAAAAAUAAAUUUGACUGACUCUGAAAGUUAGAAAUUGUAAAAUAAAUAUUUCUGAGGGAUACAAGGUAAAAUAUUUCUUUUCAUGUAGUUUCCUCGUAUUUCUGCGUAUCGAUAUUUGACAAAUAAUUGUGCACACCAAUAUGCAAGUAUUUUCUUAAGACACAACCUGACUUUUACUUUCUUAAAUAUUUAGGUUUGAUCAUACAAAAAUAAAACCAUAAAAAAAU